GUCCUUUUUUCUUAUAAGGAAUCGUCAGUGCACUUUGAUUCCAUAUUCCUUUCAAGUUUUAAGUAAUCGAAUUUGCUCGAAAGAAGACGAUCUGUCAAAGGAAAGCUAGAGGAAGGAAUCCAUCCACAGCUGUCUGUCAAUAACGUUGUACAAUAUCGGGGUCGUAGUUUUGAUGGAAAAAUAAUGCCAGUAAAAGUUGAUAUAACUCCACCACCCCCAGCAAACUCCAAACAGCCUGGUGUUACUAAGUCUCUCUUAUACAAUGGUUCCAAAUUCCAAGGGCACCAAAAAUCCAAAGGCAACUCUUACGAAGUCGAAGUCGUUUUGCAGCAUGUUGAUGAAGAAAAUUCAUACCUUUGUGGUUAUUUAAAAAUAAAGGGGCUUACGGAGGAGUUUCCUACGUUGACUACCUUUUUUGAUGGUGAAAUAAUAUCAGCCAAAUAUCCUUUUCUUACACGAAAAUGGGACGCUGAUGAAGAUGUAGACAGGAAACAUUGGAGUAAAUUUGACUUAUUUGUGCCGUAUUUGAAAACAUUCAACUCUGAUUCGUUUGACUAUGACUCUCUUGCUAAGGCUGACUACGUAUUUAUGAGAUGGAAGGAGCACUUCUUGGUGCCCGACCACACAAUUAAGGACAUAAAUGGUGCUUCAUUUGCUGGGUUUUAUUACAUAUGCUUCCAUAAGUCUGCGGCAACUAUUGAAGGAUAUUAUUAUCAUCGAAGUUCCGAAUGGUAUCAAUCUCUGACACUAAGCCACGUACCGGAACAUAGCAUCCAAAUCUAUGAGUUUAGAUGAAGUGUUUAUGCAAAGACUUUUUAAGUUUCUGUGGGUAAUCAAAGUCUACUUGUACUUACUCAUUUCUUAAGUCUAUCAGUUGAUAUCUUUGCAAAAGACAAAAAGAGUACCAAUGUUAAGUUUUUAAUUUUAGGUAAAGAUGUCAGGGCCAGAAAUAGUGAUUUCGCUCAGAACAAAACCCAGUAAUUGUAUGAUGUCCAUGUUUGUUGAACAUUUGUUAUCUGUUCUUGCAUAUACUUCAGUUCAGUGAUGCUUUUCACCAUGUAAAUAUUACUUUCAUUGUAGAACUAUUUUCCUAAGAUGUUCCUUUUAGUAGCUCUAUGAUUUUCCUCUAUCAUCAUCAUUGUCAUUGAAUAUACACAUUGCAUGUGAAGUGUAUAGUUUUUCGUUAAGUACUAAGUAUUCUUAUUGAAUGUGAUAUUUUGUACAAAUUACUCACAAAGUAAGUAAACAUUAUGUUGCUAUAUUUUUAUCAUUUCACAGUAGUUGUGGAUAUUCUGCUGAAUUAUUAUGUUACCCAUUUUGUGUAAAUUUCGUGAAGUAUGUGCAAGUGCAAGGAAUCUCUUUUAUUUUGAACAAGUUCAUAUUUGAAUUAGUUCUUGUAGGAAUUAUUGAUUCAAAGAAUGUUAUUAGAAUUGAGUAUUUUUUUUCAAUAAAAUGUCUUACAGCAAA
Molecule: messenger RNA, 1467 nt
Organism: Hyposmocoma kahamanoa
Lineage: Eukaryota; Metazoa; Arthropoda; Insecta; Lepidoptera; Cosmopterigidae
Product: glucose-induced degradation protein 4 homolog
Exons: 4
Coding region: 184-795 (203 amino acids)
Biological process (GO): proteasome-mediated ubiquitin-dependent protein catabolic process; protein catabolic process in the vacuole; negative regulation of gluconeogenesis
Cellular component (GO): GID complex; extrinsic component of membrane
Source: RefSeq, a predicted model, not a curated record